Molecule: messenger RNA, 1591 nt
Organism: Carica papaya (papaya)
Lineage: Eukaryota; Viridiplantae; Streptophyta; Magnoliopsida; Brassicales; Caricaceae
Source: RefSeq, a predicted model, not a curated record
CGAGAGGUACGGCGGUUCUAUGCAUCUGAAUUCUCAACUCAGCGCUGUACAUAAUUUCCUGAUUCAUUACUUUUUAAAAAAGAAAAUUAUUGGUGAAAUAAUAUUAAUAUUAUUAUUAGUAACUUUACCGUCACUGCAGCCUAGACUGUCACCAUUACUAGACUAGAGAAGUACGGCAGAGGGUGAGGGUGAAAAUCUAGUUUGUUGCUUCUGCGUCUUUCGGGAUUUGGAAUUGGGGAAAUCAGGGGAUGCAUGUGAGUCUUCUUCGUCUUCCCCAUGUAAUGAUAAUGAUUUAGCAAAUUAACAAGGAAGUUGCAGAAGAAGAAUAAGAGGGAGAAGAUGUACGGAAGAGUAAUUGGAAGCCAUGAAAGUGGGAUUGUCGGUCACGAAGAAAUGGUGGGAGGACCAGUUGGUCAUACUCAUGCUCAUCGUCCACCAAGCGGAGACCCAUGCCUCGUCUUGACUUCGGAUCCUAAGCCUCGUCUUCGCUGGACCGCUGACCUUCAUGAUCGAUUUGUUGAUGCUGUCACUCAGCUUGGUGGCCCUAACAAAGCAACACCAAAGGCAAUCAUGCGGACAAUGAAUGUGAAGGGACUAACACUCUUCCACUUGAAGAGUCACCUCCAGAAAUACAGACUGGGUAAGCAAUCGGGGAAAGAUAUGGGUGAGGCACCUAAGGAUGGAAUGUCAGCUUCAUACCUUUUGGAAAGCCCUGGAAUAAGUAAUUCUUCUCCAAAUUUGCCAUCUUCCGAUGUACAUGAGGGUUAUGAAGUCAAGGAGGCAUUAAGAGUGCAAAUGGAAGUGCAAAGUAAAUUACAUCUGCAGGUUGAGGCUGAAAAGCACCUACAGAUCCGGCAGGAUGCUGAACGGAGAUACUUAACUAUGCUUGAGAGAGCUUGUAAGAUGCUUGCUGAUCAAUUUCUUGGAGGUGCACUUUCAGACUCAGAAAACCAAAAGUGUGUUGGGGUAGCGGGUAAGAUGGCAAGAAAUUGCUCCCUUGACCCACUUGGCUUUUACUCCUCACAUUCUACCGAGGUGGGUAAUGCGAAUGGCCAAGAAGAAGAAGUACCGGCUGGUAUUCAUCAGCAGAGAACUGAUUGUUCCACUGAAAGCUGCCUAACAUCACACGAGAGUCCACGAGGACUGACCAUGGAAGGACCCCUGGUUGGAGGAAACAAAAGGAUAAUGAAUUUGGACACAACAACUGGAUCGUUGAUUUGGAGUGGCACAAAGAUGAGAAGCCAGGAGGUGAAUGUAGCCGCUCAAAGUCCCCAAGGAACUGCUGGUUGUGGCAUACAUCAAAACUGAAAAAUCAACUUAUGAUGACAAAGGGGAGAUUCUUGGGUUGGUUGAUUCAUAUUUUAUGGGUAUUAUAAUGUGAAGUUCAUGUAAGAGAGCAGUAAUGGUUUCAUUUGGUUUAAUUUGAUUAGGUCUGGAAAGUUGGAAUUCGAAACAAGUGCUGGUGUCUGAAGGGUAAAAUAUACCCAACUAGUUGGCAAUGCUUUAUGUAUAUUAUAUGACUGGGACUGGCUGCCUCUUGGGCGAUUACUGUUAUUUGAAUUCAUGGAAUGCAGGAAAUGCUUGCUAGGGA